AUGGGCUCUACCAAGAACAGUGAAUUUCCUUUUGCACGGGAUGAAAGCCGUGGAAUUCCGAAAGUUCAACAGAGUCGGAUCAAACAGCAGACCGAAUGCCUUCGCAGCGUUGGUAGGCCUUUUCAAUCAAGGCUGAGCAGCGACCGGCACUUGGAGCAUGUUCAUACGAAGGGAUCCUGUCGGCUUGUGCACGACAAUAUGCUGGACUACCUCGAACAUUUUGUGAACGCAUACAACGGGUUACCAAAAUUCUCGCUCACAUGGUUUGUCUGGCUGGCACAUGAUGACACUUUGUGGUUGUAUCGUAGCGACUACAAACUAUACGACUUUUAUCUGAAGAAUAGAGAUGCGACGACGGAACCUGUUACAAGAAUGGCUAUGAACCUGCCAACAAUACCAGCAGACUUGUCGUACGAGCAGUACUGCAGACGUUAUCUAGACAAUGAAUCCUACAUUCCACUGAUGUAUCAGAAAGCUGGAUAUAAAAUGUUUGGAGCUGAAGACUCCCCGACGGCCAGCGUUCUCCACUACCCUAAUUGCCUUGGUACGAAAACGAGACAGUUUCAGCAUUCGUACAGGCCUUUUCAAUCAAGGCUGAGCAGCGACCGGCACUUGGAGCAUGUUCAUACGAAGGGAUCCUGUCGGCUUGUGCACGACAAUAUGCUGGACUACCUCGAACAUUUUGUGAACGCAUACAACGGGUUACCAAAAUUCUCGCUCACAUGGUUUGUCUGGCUGGCACAUGAUGACACUUUGUGGUUGUAUCGUAGCGACUACAAACUAUACGACUUUUAUCUGAAGAAUAGAGAUGCGCUCAGCAACUCAUUCAUCUUCUUUUUCGGUGACCACGGCCCACGUAAUGGAGACGAAGCCUACACCAAAUUCGGUAUUAGCGAACAAAACAAUCCCUUCCUGUACGUGGUAUUGCCAAAGCAUUUGAGGCACACAAAACUCCAUCAACAACUAAUGGCAAAUAGCCAAGAACUUGUCACCCCUCACGAUUUACACUCUACCCUCGAAGAUAUUCUUUAUCGACUUUCUGCGAAGAAUUUUUCGGAUAUAACAUUCAAACGCUUCGACAGUGAUCCUCAUGGCUCAUCCUUACUCAGGCAGUUCGAGAGCGGCAUUCAACGGACAUGCAAAACAUUACCAAUACCAUUUCAGUACUGCAUAUGUCAGUACAAAAAGGAAAAUGUCACUGAUGCAAUUCUAGCAAAGGAGCUCGGACUUUUUGCUGCAAAGGGAUUAGCAGCGAUACUAGAUUCCGAGAAUGUUUCUUCCCAGUGCGAGAAGAUUGUGAUGGACAAAGCAAGACUUAUUAUAUUGCGAGAUACUGAUUCGAGAGGAUCUAGUGGGAGAUUGGAACUGGCAGGAGAACAGUUUGACCGUCUCGACAGGUACGGCAACCAUGGGGAUUGUAUGACAAAGGAUACACUGAAGCCGUUAUGCACA
Messenger RNA from Ostertagia ostertagi, 1452 nucleotides. The record is from the annotation of a GenBank genome assembly. Lineage: Eukaryota; Metazoa; Nematoda; Chromadorea; Rhabditida; Trichostrongylidae.